GCGGGUCCAUUCAAUCACCCGGCUAAAGCGCCCUGAAAGAAAAUGGCUUGGUUGCAUUAGUUAUGUUUAUGUGUGUAUCUUAACUGGGCUCUCUGUAAAGGGAAAGACGUGUGUUCAGCAUUUAACGCCAACUCAGUACACACCACCCAGUUUACUGGUAUGUCAACGAGCUUUUGUGGUGUUGAACAUGUCUCAGUCGCUGUUGACUUAGCUGGUUAACUAUUGUUGUGUAACUUGUAACAUGUUGGUUCUUUAUUCGCCACUCAUGUAGGUGAACGUGAGGAUUAUAAAUAUGAACUCAUUUAGCUGACUUUGAUAUUUCAAAGUUUUCUGUUGGUGUAGUGUUGCAGUAAGCUGUACUUCCAUUCUCUCUUAAAACAAGCUGUUAUUGACAAGUAUUGACUCUGACAUAAUGUGAGCUCAUUGACUGUAUAUGAAGUCGGGUGUUGUGCUCACAAGUCACAACACAUCACUGACAUGAAGCUUCUAUAUUAUUCACUCUGCUCGUUGCCUGUCUGUUUCUAUAUUUUUUCGGGAUUAAUUAUUGGAAUAAGUAAAAUAAUGUCUGACUACGUGAUAUGGGUAUAGUGAGUCAUGUUCUCUGAACUGUCGGUGUUCCAGUUUAACUGGGGAUCAUGGCAACUGGUGAUAUGUUGUCUUUAGUCCAGAUUUGGCAGACUCGGUUGCAGACUCGGUCGCAGAUUCGUCCUUUUCUCAAAGCGCAUGUGUCUACUGAAGGUCUCGUUGAAAUAAACAUAAAAAAAACAAAACAUCACGAGUUAAUGUAAUAUGUCCGUGUCAACAUCACGUUGAGACAACAAUAUACAUCAUAUAGGUCAAAAAAUAAAUAUAAUAUAAACAACUUUAACGGGAUCUAAACGACAUGGCGAAGCAGUAUUAGCUUCUGGAAGUAUGACGCCGCCGCUGAGAUGUUCGGGUCACCUAAAUGAGGCGUAUUUUACUCUGUCGGCUGUAUAACACCAGAUGUUGUUAAAGGAAACGCCCAUGCUAUCUGGUGAUAGUCCGAAUACAGAUUAAACUUAAUACUUUAUAUCAGGCUUUACAAACUGAUGCUCAUCGUUCAUAGGAGACACACGGAGUUAUGAAGAAUACACACGGGUGGCCAGCUCCACGCAAAGUGCUUUCGUUUGACGCAGAUGACUACGUGCUUUGUUGGAGCUGUGUCAGUCGAAAGGGUCCAGAGUAUGGAUGAUGAUUUCACCUUCUCCUGGUCUCCAUCCUCCCAUUUCAGCUGAGAAUUACUUUUGUGUGUGUGUGUGUGUGUGUGUCUGUGUGUGUGUGUGUGUGUGUGUGUGUGUCUCAGUCUCAUUCCCUCCCUGUCCACCAUGUCCCUGUAUCCCCUGGCAUUCCAGUUGAAUUCUCUGGUGUGUCUUCACCUCCUCUGCCUGCUGCUCGUCUCCUCCUCCUCAAGACUACCCAAAAAUGUUGCAGUUCCAGCCAAACCCCUGACGCAGCUCAACACAACACAAGCAAACUGCUCCACUGCAUGUGACAAUGGAGGUGUUAGGAAAAAUGUAGCAGCUCAGGAGACCAGUGAUGUACAAACCACCCCACUACUGAAGAAAUUGACCUCUAUCUCAGAGCCAGAAAGGGACCAGUACCCAUCUUCAUCCAACACUCAAACCUCUGUCGGACAAAAAUCUAAUAACACUACAGCCUUCGUAAUUUUACCCAACCAAUCUGCAGGAGGAAACAAUUCCUCCACAACCUCACCAUUCAAUCAGCAGCCAGUAUUACCAACCCACCAGCUUCCAUUACCAGAGAUGGACACUCUCUCACAGGCUGCUCAGUCUGGAUCCAUUACAACCACUGGCAGUGCACAGCCUGAGAGGAACGUAAACACAGCCAUUGUACUUGUGACUUCUACAGACAUAACAACGCCUACGUCUACUACAACAGCAUCUACAACACCAACAGCAAGACAGUCUACAACAACAACAACAUUGAGGCCUACAGCAACAAAGUCUGCAACAACCACACAUACAAGUCAGAGUGCAACUAUUAUUACCACAACCGCCUGUACAAAAAUGACACCUCCAACAUCACCGGCACCCGUUCCAAAACCAAAUACUGGAAUGCCCACAAUUAACACCAUAACUGCUAACAGUGCUAUUACUCCUGCCAAUCACAAUAAUCCUGAUACCUCGGAAACAAGUGUUGCUGUGGCAGAAGUAGCAGGGGCUGCUCUGACCAGGCAGCUGGUGGAUAAAACGUCUUUGUUUGCUGUCUUGCUCUUUGGCCUGCUCUUUUUCUUGGUCGCGGUGGCUGUGUUCAUCACGCAGGCUUACGAGAGCUACAGGAGGAAGGACUACACCCAGGUGGAUUACCUGAUAAAUGGCAUGUACUCAGACUCUGGGGUGUGAGGGUGGAAUAAGCUAAGCACAGCUUGUGGAGGGUGUUUGUUUUUGCACCUGGAGUCAAACAUUUCAGACAGGCUGGUAACACUAGUGUUGUGAAUUCACAUGGCGAUUCAGUUGUCUGGACCAAAAUCAAAUAGCUAACUGACUUUAAAGCAGCCUUUACUGAUUUGUUCAUCACAAAAUACUUAGUUGUCUUGCCUCUUUUUUGUGAUUGUUUCAAUGUAAAAAGUUUGCCUUUCCAUUUAUUAUGCAGCCAAAAGAUUAGUUACCUGUAUGUAACUCGGUUACUAGGUUCUAUGAGUGGAUGCAGGCUUUAGCACAGGAGAUAAUCUCCUUCACAUUGCUUGUCAGUCGAGCUGUAGUUGGAUCCAAGCUGGGGUUUUUUUAUGUCAGGGUUUGGGGGAAAAAUUACAAAAGUGUCACUGAUGUGAUUUUCAGUUCAUUUCAAUUGGUUUAGUCACGUUAAAAAGCUAUUUUUAACAGCAAACGCAGACCCUCGAGCCACAGUGGAAUUUAGAAAUAUCAAUAUUGUGUGCUCUGGGAAAUUUUUUAACUUUCAGAUCACAGUUACAUGACAGCUUUUGAGGAUAAUUCAGCUCAAUUGUGACUUUCUUCUCUGUAUUAAUGUUCUAAAUAUCCAAGUUAUAAGUGGUUUAGAUGAGCUAGAGAAAUGAAUGAAUUGUUUACAGCCUCUCUAAAUGAAGCUACUUUGACCUUUGAAUAGAUAGAAAGUUGGUGAAAUUGCACAAACAAGAUUCAAGUUGUACUAUGUUUAUUAGAGUUGAAUUAUCCUUCAAAUGCAUGAAAUACCAGUCCAGUGAGUAGCAGAAUUGUUCUAUGAAGGAGAUCAGACCUGAUAUGGCCUGGUGUGUUAAUGCCUGAUGCUUGUGUUUCAGACCAGAAGUAUAUACAGUGUGGCAUCUGGUUUAGUCAGUUGACCAGAAAGAGAGAGAGAGACCACCAUGUCAUGUUAGUCAAAUCAUCGAGUUGACAAUGUUGUUAUCGCCUUUCAGUGAGUAAUUGUUAGCUUGGUGUUUUUCUGCUGUGUGCAUGAGCAACUGGAGCUUUGUUAGCUCACUGGGUUUAAGUCAGUAGCUGCUUUGCUUGGUGAUGACGUUAAAGAUGAAGGUCACAAACAAAAAAACUCUCCUAUUUUUAUAAAUUAAACUUUCCUUUUACAAACUUCAUGAAUGAUUUCAAAAUAGCUCACAUCUGGCAGAGCAGCAGUAAUGUCUAAUAUCUGGCCAUUACAAAACCAGAAGUGCAGUAAAUCCCUCAGUUGUUUUCAAAACUUGUUGCAUCCUUGACUGGUUUUUCAUCAAAAAUCAAACGGUGACACAACUCCAGUACUAACAAUUCCAAAGGUGUUUAAUUAAAAGGAUUGUUCACCCAGAAAUGAAAAUUCACAUACUCACCCCUAUGCCUAUGGGGUUAACACGAUGUUAAUGACCACACGAGCAGUAUGGAGGCAUGUUGUGUUUUUUCUGUUUUAUUACAUUUGAAGAAGGACUCACCAUUGACUUCAAUUGUAUUGGAUUCUGCUCUAACAAAGUUUACCCCUGAGACUCCAGAAGGGUUUUGUGGACUCAAACACUUCACCCAUCCCUCCAUUGGCAUAGCGGUGAGUAGAUAAUGAGUGCAUUUUAAUUUUUGGAUGAACUAUCCUCUUAAGUUGGUUAGUUUUAUUGAAAAUUAACACACUGUUCAAAACCAGGCUCCAGCACUAUGAAGGUAGGAUUUUGAGAAGCAACAUUGUGUUACCUGGCUGUUGUUGGACAGAAAUAACUCCAGUGUUAACAGCUACAUGUAUCUGAAACUUGUCCAACUGUGGUUAACAGCUAAGAAGACUAUUUCCCAAACACUGUACUGUUUCUUUAAAAAUCUUAUGAUUUAAUUUGAAUUACAUUUAAGUCCAACAGCUUUCAUUAAUGGAAUGACAUUUCAGUCAUUUUCUGUAAAUAUUGUUUUCUUUGCAAAUGUUUUCUUUGCACUGAAUCACAGGAACAGGACCAUACCAGAGAGUUGAUUUCAAUAGUGUUCCUCGCAAAAAUCAUGCAUUAUAAUCUGCAUCUUUGUCAUCUUUAUCUUGGUUUUUCAAACCUGGACGGAUUAUUUUAGCAAAGGUAAUGUGCUCAUUAACAUGGAUUUUAACAAUUUGAGAAGAUUUGAGGGAAAUAAACCUUUUGUUUGCAUAGAGGAAAUCUUACAUCUUUACUUUAAAAUCAUGAAAAAUGGGAGCGAAAACAAAAGUAUUGCGUUUAUGUUCUUGUUUAGUGUAUGUUUUGUGUAUUAAUCCAUUUGUCUGUCCCUAUUCAUGACCAACAUCUGGUUAAGUUGUUGAUUUUCAGAUUGCUUCUAAAGCUUUAUGUUGACCUUAUUACAUUUUCUCAUGUUUUUUUUUAAGAUGUUUAUAUAUCACUGAUCAACAUGAAUAGGAAGCCAUUCACCCAUUUACCUUUUAACAUAUUGCUUGGGACAAGAGUUUUCCUUAGAAUGAUGACUUCCAUAUAAGUUUUAAAGAUAUAGAUUGCUGUUAAAACAAUUUUAAGAUAUCAGUUAAUUUUUCAAUUCAUAACUAUGAAGUUCUCUUGAGACUAUCUCUCCACUCCGUUACAUAUUCCAUAUGUAAUGGGAAUGAUCCCCCUGCUGUCAAGGUGCGUGGAUACUACUUUAAGACACUGCGGCUUGCCCGGCCACGGCCUACAGACAACCUAUAAAUCACGUGUUGUCGUGGAAACAGUUGAUUGUUUGAUCUCCACCUGUGUCAGGGGGAAGUGUGCAAUUUCAGAAAACAGCGUGUGUGUGAGUGUGAAAGCAUGUGCUUUACAGCAUUGUGUCCACUUGCCUAUCGUUAAGUUGGGUGUCUGUCUCCAGGUAGCCUUGAUUGCUGUUUCCCUUUUCGUUCCAUGCCGAUGGAGGGGUGGGUUAAGUGUUUCAGUCCACAAGAGACUAUCUCUCCAACUCAUAGGCAGCUCGGAGACAUGUCGAUCAAACUAUCAACUGGUUCCACGCCACCACAGGUGUUUUUAUAGGUAAAUUGUAGGGCCUGGCCAGACAAGCCGGUGUGUCUUAAAGAGGUAUCCACGCAUCUAGAUACAGCAGGGCGAUCAUUCCCCGUACAUAUGUAAUAUGUAUGUGGAGAGAUGGUCUCUUUACUCAGAGAAGGUUACAACGUAACCGAGCGUUAUAAAUGUGAAUGUAAUGUGAAUGCAGAGAUGUCAGUGAGAGUGACCUGUUGUUGCAGUGACAAAAUCUCUUGUAUAAUGAUUUUCUGAAGGUUUGAAUUGCAUCACAUAUAAUGAUAAACCUAUUCUCUGUAUGUGUUGAAAUUGUUAUAGUUAUGAACAUGAUGUGAUAUUAUGAUUAUGGACAGAUUUCGUAAUCUGUCAUUAACCGCAAUAAUUUCUCAGUGUUUUAACCAGAAAAACAUUGGUGACUUCACAGAAGUCUGUGUCUACGCUGCAGAAUUAAAUGCCUUUAUUACUUUGCCAAAUAUUUUCUGAAGCACAUUACUGUAUGACAAAGCCAAGUGAAACAUAAAGCCAUUGUCGGUUUUGUAUCUGACUGAAAGGAAGAUGCAUUAAUUGAUCUAAAAACUCACGCAGCAGAUGUCCUUAAAUUAAGUUUUUUUUAAAUGUAUUUCUGUAAUAUACAUUGCAAUAAAAAUUAUAUUUGGCCUGUA
This is a messenger RNA of Hippoglossus stenolepis (Pacific halibut), 6063 nucleotides long. RefSeq lists its product as uncharacterized. The record is from RefSeq and is a predicted model, not a curated record. NCBI's taxonomy places the organism in Eukaryota, Metazoa, Chordata, Actinopteri, Pleuronectiformes, Pleuronectidae. The transcript has 4 exons. The coding region runs from base 1347 to 2384 and encodes 345 amino acids.